Phlebotomus argentipes is the source of this 1272-nucleotide messenger RNA. RefSeq names its product large ribosomal subunit protein uL29m (gene mRpL47). Gene Ontology annotation, biological process: mitochondrial translation. Lineage: Eukaryota; Metazoa; Arthropoda; Insecta; Diptera; Psychodidae. The transcript has 2 exons. Gene Ontology annotation, molecular function: structural constituent of ribosome. Gene Ontology annotation, cellular component: mitochondrial ribosome; mitochondrial large ribosomal subunit. Bases 37 to 786 code for a protein of 249 amino acids. The record is from RefSeq and is a predicted model, not a curated record.
UAUUAGAAAUAAAGAGUAAUUUUAAGUGUAGAGCUGAUGAAUUGUCUCGUGCGAGUUGCUAGCCAGUCUCGGUGGCUCAGCGGAAUUCCUGGGAGUGCUGGGAAGUCCACUAGGAUUCUGGGAUGCCUCGGGAUUCACACAACGAGCUCCCGGCGAGAUCUCAUGGAGUUCUUUGAUGAUAAGAAGAAUUGGGGUGAAAUGGAUGUGAAAUGCGGGCGAGCGUGGACAAAGGAUGAGCUGAGGAUAAAGUCAAAUGCUGACCUCCACAAGCUCUGGUAUGUGCUCCUGAAGGAGCGCAACAUGCUUAUGACGAUGGAGCACGAGUGCAAGGAGGAGGUGGAGCUGUUCCCCAGUCCGGAGCGCGUGGACAAGGUGAAGUUAUCGAUGGAGAACCUGGAAGUGGUUGUCCGGGAGCGCAACAAAGCAUAUCACUUGCUGGAGACUGGCGAGACCGGCGAGCGGCCCUCGGCGGAGAUCACGGACGUGCUGGGGCUGAAGAAGGAGGUGAUGUUGAAAGAGUACGCCACGCCGAAGACGAAGGAGACACUGCCACUUGUGGAGAGAGUGCCGGAGGACACGAGAGACUUCCUGCUGAAGCUCAAAGAGCAGGAAACUAUCGCGAGGACGAAGGAGAGGAACAGGAACCGCAACCACGUGAUGAAAUUGCUGAGGCGCUUCCCCAAUAUGGACAAGAAGAUGCUGGCCGAGAAGUAUCCGGACGUGGACAUCGAUAAACUCCUGGAGAAAGAUCUCUGUCGCGGUCAUUUCGUCCCAAAUUCCAACUGAAUGGAAGCAUUUUGUAUAGAUUCUGAAGCUGAAUAAACGAGGAUUUGAUUAGAAAUUUAUCAUUUUAUUCACUUUUUUUCAUAAUAUUUGCAUUACAACGAUUAAUAUCAUUAUACAAAUAUAUAUAUCGUAAAACAUAAACUAUCCAUAGCAUUUUAUUAUGUUUUUCUUCUUCUCGAAAUCUCAACUCUUUCUCUUGCCUCACAAGAUCUUUUCCCAAUAAAGCCUUUCAAGCGAUGAUUCUUCGCGUUUGUGCUUUUCCACUGGAUUUUUUUCUGUCUCUGAUUUUGUGUAUUUACAUUAAAAAGAGAAUAAAAUGGUUGGCUCCUGAGGAAAGGAAAAAAAAAAUUAAAAAUCACCUCUAUUCUGUGCGUAGAAGAGUUAAAAAUUAGGUGUAUGAAAAAUUGAAAAGAUUAACUUUUAGUUAAUAAUAUUCUCUAUACAAUCCUUGUAAUUAUUCUUCUCUUUUAUCUUCUCUUUUUUUUU